CACAUGUUCACGCGUACUCGAAGACUCGACGUGUUUUCCCCACUUGAUCACUUUUGGAAGCAUUCACUCUCACACCUACACCCACACACCCACACCUGCAACCACACUAUCCCUCUAUCUAAUCCCCCCACACUCCUUACCACAACGUCAUCGUUAUCCCUACCUAUAACUGAUUGGAUCUAAGCUCUACAGUUAACAUCUAGUACAUGCUUCGUCGCUAGUAUAUCCAUCCGAGAUGUCUCGGGAUCGUGACCGUACCAUCGAGGUCCUCGACCUGACGCUCCUCUCUUCGCCUUCGCCUGAGCCAGAGUCACAUUCACGGUCACAUGCCCCACCCCGCCCUACAUCGUCGAAUGGUGUGAAACGAGAAAGCAGCUUCACUUCAGAGAGAAAGACCAAACCAGAGUCUCAUCGACAUCAGUCGUCCUCCAGACCUCCGUAUGCGCACUCCCCCUCUCGUGGCAAUCCGCCAACACCUGCAAUAAACCCACGUCAUCUGGAGGAUAUCAUUCACACAAGUAGUCAUCACGCUGUCAAGAAUGUUCUUGUUGAACUAUGCAAGCUUUCGCCCGCUCUUGCUGGUGCGGUUGUUCGAGGAUUAGCACCGCACUCUCCAAUUGGGCGAAACCUGAUGCGCACAGCACCCAGUCACUCCAGCGCGACGACUAUCAGACCAAAACGAGAAUUCCCAAACUCCUACAUCUCUACUGGCCUAAGGCAACCCCCGCCUCCCGAGGUAUCGGCGAUGCGCGCGGGAGGCAUGAAAAGAGAGCAAGGACUUGGAUCUACGGUGGGCAAUGCUGGCUCGGCAUCUAAUGGCAAGAAGUAUACAUGUCCAGAAGCGAUAUUGCUGCAGAAGGAUUUUGGUACGCCUCCUCCCAGGCGGGGUCCGAGUACGGCUUCAAAACCAUAUACUGGAGUCACGCCGCAUACUGCACCAUCGGGUGGCGGAGUUUCCCAUUCCGCGGGCCCACAAAGCCGCAAUAUUUCUGACAGGACGCCUUCGAUAAAACGAGACCAAUCGACUACAGGAAACUCAAAAAUAUGCAUUAUUUGCUGGGGAACAUUCACUGAAGCCACUCGCAAAGAGUGUCCGUACCACAAUGGACCCAAGGUCGUACAUGGACCACCCGGCGUUGCUUCUUGGGCAUGUUGUGGUCAGCGCACGCCUGAUGGCUGUCAAAGACGAGCUCACGUCGAUGAAGAGACCAUGAGGGCACACAACACGUCAAAGCGGCCAGCUUCAUUCUACGAAAAUUCUCCCUUCUUUGGUAACUACAAAAGUCCAAGACUUAGUUGAUGUCUUGUGUAACAUGGUACCUGCAGCAUGC
This is a messenger RNA of Aaosphaeria arxii CBS 175.79, 1331 nucleotides long. RefSeq lists its product as uncharacterized. Bases 236 to 1300 code for a protein of 354 amino acids. The record is from RefSeq and is a predicted model, not a curated record. The transcript is spliced from 2 exons. NCBI's taxonomy places the organism in Eukaryota, Fungi, Ascomycota, Dothideomycetes, Pleosporales.